Molecule: messenger RNA, 4862 nt
Organism: Toxotes jaculatrix (banded archerfish)
Lineage: Eukaryota; Metazoa; Chordata; Actinopteri; Toxotidae
Exons: 2
Coding region: 42-1577 (511 amino acids)
Source: RefSeq, a predicted model, not a curated record
AAAUAGCAGAGCACACCUCCACGCUUCUCCGUGGCCUUACUAUGGUUCACACAUGUGUGGUGGCCGGCUGUAGGAACAGAAGGACACCAGGCACCACCUUAUCGUUCUACCGUUUCCCCCGGGACCCCGAGAGGAAGCAGCGCUGGAUAGCUGCUGUGAACCGAGAGGGCUGGGUGCCGAACGACGGCAGUCGGCUGUGUAGUACUCACUUCAUCUCAGGUAAACAGGUGAAGAAUCCGCGUUCGCCAGAUUAUGUUCCCUCUGUAUUCACGACAGCUCCCUUAUCCCCAGAGAUGAAGGAGCCAGGUGCCUUAGAGAUUCUGGACAAGCAGGAAGCACGCGUGGAGGCGGCCAACGCCUUGUUGUUCCUGCAGGGCCAGGGCAGGUCUGCGGUGGGGGAACGGCACCAGGAAGAGCAUCCUGAGGAGAGAGAGCAGGAGGCCAUUGUGGAGGAAAGUGCAUCCUCCUCCCUCAGCUCAGAUGAAGAUGAUGAUGAGGAUGAUGAUGAAUCCGUGAGUGACAGCAAGAAAGGAAAGUUUGCUCAGACGUCAGAUGCACCUGUUAACUUUGAUGACAUCCUGAAAGCCUUGAAGAAGGAAAACCAGGCUCUUAGGGAGUCUGUGGAGAAAAUGUCCCUCUCUGAGAACUCCUUGAGGAACGAUGCAGAGAAAGUAAAGUUUUACACUGGUUUACCCAACUACUUUGUCUUAGAGACGGUCAUGUGGCUGCUGGCACCUCACAUGGAUGGGAUGAAGAACGUCAAGCUCUCCAAGUUCCAACAGCUGCUGCUGACACUGAUGCGGCUUCGUCUGGACCUCCGCAAUCAAGACCUGGCCUACCGCUUUGGUGUGAAAGUUGGCACUGUGACCAGAACAGUUCACCGGAUGGUCAACAUCAUGUCCUCCACUCUGGUGCCAACAGCUGUCUUCUGGCCCUCUAGAGCCGAGCUCCGGAAAAACCUGCCGGCAGCUCUGCGCACCUCCCACCCUGACUGUGCUGUUAUCAUAGACUGUUUCACGGUGCAUUUUGAGGAGCCGGUUUCCCGGGGCAACCAGCAGCAGCAGCAGCAUAGGGUAGUACCAACCUCUCAGGGGGUGGGGACAAAUUAUAAUGUGUUGAAGUAUCUGAUUGGUGUGGCUCCGCAAGGCGUUGUCACCUUUGUGUCCAGGGGCGUCCUGGGAAAUGUCAGUGACAAGAGCCUGGCUGAGGGCUGCGGAUUUCUGUGCAAGCUUCUCCCAGGUGACAUCGUAUUGGCGAGUCGCAAUCUCGACAUUGCUGAUUCUGUGGCUGCCCGCGGAGCCCUGUUUAAAAUUGCUGGUAGCUACCAGGGAGAGGAGUACGGGAGCUCAGAGGGCUCACCACUGGCGGAUACUUCCUCUGAGACAAUGAGUGUGCAGAGGCAUGUGGAGAGGGUGAUCUCCAUGGUGAAGCAGAGGUACGCCAUGCUCACGGGCCCAGUCGAGAGCCCCUUCACCACGGCCUGUGAGCGCACGUCGAACCUCUCAACCUUUGAUAAGAUUGUGCAAGUUGCCUGUGCCUUAAACAAUCUGUGCAUCUCUGCUGCUCCGCUAGAGUGAUUUGUACAGAAAUGCCUCGUGCCCACUUAAGUUCCCUUUACUGCUUUGGACCUCAUUCCAUGUUCUCCCACUACAUCAUUGUGUCAACACUACAUGAUUACUACAGAAAAUUAAUUUACACUUAUCCACUUUAAUUUUCACUUGGAGUACAUGUGACUCCCUGUUAUCUAGGUCAGUGUAUACUUGGAAAUGGGAGCACUUCUCCCAAAUCCAGAAACCACAUUGCUAAGAUGUGAUGUCAUUAAGUUAUGCAACUCAGCUGACAAAGAAUUGCAGACUUGCAAAGGACAUUAUUUUUAUUUUAUUGUUAUUAUUUUUUUUAAUUCAGGCUUUGAAUGACAACUGUGUGAGAAAAAUGUAUCUUUGUCUUCAUUAACCAUUUGUAAAUACUGAGAUAUCUAAACUGCAGUUUGGGUGCAGGCAGUGUUCCCACUAAUCCAGUCCUGUGCCCUGCAAGAGUCUGCAAGUUUUUUUUUCAUUCCCAGCAAACACUACAGCAGCUGACUUUACUGAAUAUUUUCUCCCUCUGUUGCAGAACAGGGGUUUGCUGGUUAAACCAGCUUUUCACAGGACAAAGAGAUUUAAAAGGUUAAAAUAACAAGAAUAACAUGCAUAGUAAUGGAACUCUUAGAUAAGAGAGUCUCCUGCCCAUUCACCUUCCAGGGAUAGAAAAAUGUCAUGGUUAAUGAGGGUUUUGAUGGAUUACUGGAUGCAAACUAACUGUAUUUUGGCAUUUUCAUGCAUUUUUGCAAGCCAGCUAGUUUUUAACAAUGGAACGCAAUCACCAUGGGAAGAUGAGUCUGGCAUUAAUUUAUGUGCUGUGCUCUCUGGCUUCCAAACACAGCUCACUUCUUGGGGGGUUUUGACCAUGUCCUCUGGGUCCACACAUGUUGGAAUGGCAGAUGUCUUCUGUAACAGAGACCUGUCGGUUUUGAUGAUUUUUUACACAGAAUAAACAUCCCUCCCUGCAGAAACUUAAACUGCUAGGUGGUAAAAUAACCAAACAGUUUUCACCACAGUUAAGGAUUAUACAGCGCUCAUGUAUUAGGCAAUGUGGAUGCUUGUCCACUCAGUGGUUCCAGCGUGGGCUGUAUAAUUAACAAUGAUGUCAAUAUUUACCAUGCAACGAUAGUGUUUAACAAAUUUGAGCAGGUAACUUUUUUAAAAAUAUUAAAAUACAGUGUUUUUCCAAAAUGGUUUAGCCUUUGUAUUUAAUACAAAGUUGGAGAUUUCUAAGAAUUCUCUUUGUGCUGGCGAGGAAGGAAAAAUUAGUGUUUUUCCCAUGGUUCCACGUUCUUUUUCCAUAAAUAUGUGUUGCUCUAAUUUCACAUAGCAUGGAACAGGACAAACCCAUGAUGCGGCCACUGACUGUUCACAAAGAAAAACUUCAUAGGCAGGGACUUGUUUACUGAAAUUAAAUGCUGUUCUCUUUGACAUGCUUCUGCAAUUCUUUACUGUCAUACUAAAUCAAUGAUUAGAAGUAAUGUGUUAUGAAAGGAAAGAUUUCCCAAAGGCGAUCAGUGUUCGUUCUGAGUUCAACACAGAAGCGCUGCUGAUGAGGUUUAAUUAACACUUUGUUCAGCUGAGCAUGUCAGAUUCAGCACUCAGAGAAUGUACGUUUAAUUUGUGACAGAUUAAUUCUCAUCGGCUCUGUUCAGCGUGUUCUGUUCUAAUUGAUUGUGACCAUGUUGAAACAUGAGUACAUACCACAGAAAUGUUUCUGUUAAAGUACAAGGCUGGGGGCUGUUUUCAGAAAAAGGUUACCAACCACUUUAAUGCGUUUUUUGAUGUUUUUAGUAGUUUGUCAGUUUAGGCUCAGAUACGGGCUUACAUGUAGUCAUAUAAACUGAAAAAUCUGUUUUGAUAUACAGUAUAUCUGAAGGAAAAAAAAUUCCUGUGUGAAACAAGACUCGUCCUGCAUUGCUGGUGCCUUAGUUUGUAAAGCUGGUACUGCUGUUAUAAAUCAGCCUGCGUUUUCUACAGAUAUUUAUUUUUGCAUCAUACAGCAUGCUUUAGACCCCUCUCUGUUUUGGUUACUAAGCUAAAUUUACAUUAACAGUCAGCGCUCCAGUGUAAAGCCUCCUUUAUCAUUACUCACUCUGCUUUUUGUGUAUCCAGUAAGACAUGUUCCCGUUCAUUUUUGUGGUAUAUUAUUCCCUCUUCUGCCAUUUAUGUGUAAAUUCCAAAUGAUGUCAAGUCUAUAUUAUAUUAUAACUUCACUCUUAAGAGAAAGGUUUUGAGAGAUUAAAUACUACAGCAGUGAUUCUUGUGCUUUGGCUCAGGGCCUAAAGUUAAUUGGAGAAGGUUUUUCAAACAAUGGGAAGCUUGCUCCAGCAACAGAGACUAAACUGGCCCAGUUCUGGUGCCAGGCUUUAAAAGGUGUUGGGUUCAUAAGCAGUGUUGGGUGCAGAUAGGCAUGCUAUGGUACCCCAAUGUGGAAUGUGCCUUCUGUUCUCAGGCCCCUGGAUGUCCUCCUCCCCCUUGGAUGGCUGUGUCUUUCCUGAUCUGUUAUGCUUUUCAUGUACUCAUAAUGUAUGCUGUUGGGGUUCCUUUAGCACAUUAGACUGAUUUUCUCUCUACCUUUUUUUUUUUGCUGGUGAGGUGGAUUUCUUUUUUUUACUCUAAACAAAACCGAAACAUGAAAUUAAUGAACGCUUCUGAAGAUUUUUUUAGAAUUCUGAAAUAAUAAUUGAUUUUGAGCAGUUUUAUCCUCAGUGAUACGUGUGCUUGUUUUGAUGAACAGACAUGGUUCCUUUCCAAAGGAAAGUCUUUGAUUCACCACACAGAUAUCUGCAAACUGGUCAACUUGAAUGCUUGUUGGUUAAAGGAUAGAGAAGACAGCGUUUAGACUGCAGAGUUGCUGCUAGACUGAGAGUAAUAAUUUGAAAGGUGUAUCAAGACAUUUUAAUGGGUACUAUGACAUCUUUAUCCUCGGAUUUUGUUAUUUUAUUUGUUGCUGUUGCUGCCUCUGAGAGCAUAAAAUGAAGCACUUCCUGUAGAGGAGUGGUAUCAGGGGAGACCAGACACCAGUGUUAAGAAUGGUUCAUGGCAAAAGCUUUAAUAAAUGAACGUUAGUUGUAUUUCUUUCAGCAGAAAGAACACAACUAUUCAUUUGGGUUUUAUAUAAGGGAGAGUAAGUUUGGCCAGUGGUCGAUGGUUCACUUUUUAUUUGUUCGCACUCUAAAAUAAACAAAGCUUCUAAGUUGAGAUGAAAGAAACGUGUUGACUGGUUAAUGUCUGUUUUUUGUAAACCCAGUUUUUUUUUUUGUCUAAGCUAUCCUAUAU